Molecule: messenger RNA, 2793 nt
Organism: Stegodyphus dumicola
Lineage: Eukaryota; Metazoa; Arthropoda; Arachnida; Araneae; Eresidae
Source: RefSeq, a predicted model, not a curated record
AUGCAAGAAGUACAGCAUCAACAAAAUUCAUCUCCGGCUGAAUCCAUUUCUACAGAAAGGCAACAUUCUAAUGUGAUUUUCAGUGACGCUUUAGAGCCUUCCAGGAGAAAAAGUGUUCUAAGUGAAAGCACACCAGAAGGCGAAAGCCGUCUAUCUUUUAUUGAUGAUUUAGAAAGUAGAAAUGAUCAUUUCUCUGAAAUAGGAAAACUGUGUGAAAAACAUGCAAAUUCAAUUGUACUUCUGGGACAUCCCUUCAAAAAGAAAAAUAAUGGAAAGGAAAUAAGCAAAGAUAACCUGUCAGAAGCAUUACUUAAGUUAAAAUACAAGUUCUUAAAAACAGAAUUAAAAGAUAUCAUUGAUUUAGACAUAGUGGAUGAAGUUCUUCAUUGCCUGCACAUCACUUUUAUUUACGUUGUCAGAAAUUACUUUGGUUCACCAGGGCCAAAAAGUGUUGACAUAAAAGAAUUAAGCAAAUAUACUCAUAUUCUUUUGCAUGAAGAUUCGAAGUCAACGAAAGAUUGUCUCAAAAAAGCGUGUGCAAUUAAAUCGCCCCACUUUAUUCUAAACCUGGAAAUUAUAGAAGCAGUGGGACUGGAUCCUCUUAAGAAUGCAAGGUUUUCCUUCUGUAAAGUAUGGUUAAAAAGUGAUCCUUAUACUGUAGAAUUAAGUGAAUUUGUUGAAUAUUCUCCCCAUCCAUCUUGGAAAGCAAAAUUCACUUUUGAAAUAGAAAACUGGAAAACUGAUGUGCUUUACAUUGAAAUUUGGUGUAGCGACUCUGAGUGCUGUGUUGUCACUCAUAACUUGGCAAAAUAUGUUGCAAGUUCCGGAGUGGGGAAAUUUUGCUGCUGCUUUUUUAACAGUAACAAAAAAGCGGAGAAUCCCGAUUUCAUUGGAGAAACUAAUGUGAGACUUAGUAAUAUCUUCUCCGAAGGCGUUGUUCAGUGGCUUCUGCUGAGUUCACCCAAUAGUAAAAGUGAAAAGGGACGCCUCCUUAUUGCGACGAAGUUUGCUGUCCCUUACUUCAAAACUAGACUUUCUGCUUUCAAACGGCAUUUAUUGAUUUUAAAAAUUUGUAUGCAAGAGAGCGUGAAGGUAGAGGAUAAUCAAGGUAAAGAAAUAAACAGUUGGGAGCUACUUUUAAAUAGUUCUGCUCUUACGGUAGUAUUCUUGCAUAGUGUAAUUAGUAAUAUAACAGUAUGUGAAAAUGUUGUAUGCAGAUUUUUAAUUGCUAACCACAUAAUCUUAAAAAAUGAUCAAAUUUCAUACCAAUUCCUCUACAGUAUACUUUCUGAGACUGGGUCUUGCGUCAAACAAGCUGAAUGCAUGGAAUGUUCUCUUGAGGAAUGUCUAGAGGAAGUGUAUAUACAGGAAGUCAAAAUUCUCCAUAAAGAAUGCUUUACUUUUAUUAGCGAGUUACACGCCUUCGAUUUAGUUAGAGAAAAAAGAAAAUGUGAAGAAUUUGAAUAUUCCCUAAGAAUUAUUUAUUUAUGUGAAGAUAUAACGGAUAUAAUAUCCGCUCCACUAAUGAUUCUAAAAUCUGAAGCCCGUAAUUGGUACGAAAUGAAAGCGAAAGAAAUUUUAGAAAUUGAUCAUGAAAAUAAGACUCAGUACCUCAUUCAGUUCUUGGAUUAUAUUAUUAGAUUCCAAAUGACUGUCGAUAACAUCGUUCGGAAGGUUUUGCAGGAAAAAUCUUAUACAGGUCUCACUUAUGAUCUCUUAGAUAAUGCUCUUUAUGAACCCUUGAUGCUCUGUGUGAAAGAAAUAUCUUCAGAACUUAAAGAUACAAAACCUGCUGUUGAUAUGGAUACGAAGAUAGAGGAACAGUUGCAUCUCUUCAUGAAAAUGAAAGAAUUGUUACAUUAUUUACUAAAAUUUUCCCAAGAACCUGCUUCCAGCAUUCAACUAUAUGAAUUUCGAGAUUGGUUUGGUCUUAAAGUAAUCAACAAUUGGUUUAAAUGGAAACAAGUUUGUGUGGAAAAGGCAAUAAAGGAUAUACUUGCCACUGACGAUCUGGAAAAUAAAUUGACUGCGUAUGGUGGGAAGUUCUCGAAACAAAGCAAAUCUGUUACAUUAACAAUUGAAUUAAUAGAAAAUUCACUGAUAGAACUCUGGAGGAUUGUAUCACAACCACGAUCGGACAAAUUAGAUUUUAUCUUCUUAAAUGCUCUUCACGAAUGUUGCUUUAAAUAUGCAAACAUAAUACUGGAUAAAGCUAAAAGCUACAGUUAUGAAGAUAGUUUUGUAAAGAGUGGAAAAAUAGCUUUAAGUGUUUCAGCCAACAAUUUGUGGUCGUUAUCUGUAUUCGCAGAAAAGGCAACUAAUGAAACUGUAGGCAAAUCUCUUUCUCGCUGUGCCGAAACUACGUUAGCGCUUCGAACAGCAGUUGUACGUUUUUGCAGAGAUAUAGCUGAGAGAGAAGUAGAUUUCAUUAUUCCUAUGAUUAAUGAUGUUGUUCGUGCUUCAUUUGAAAGUGAUGAACAAUCAGCUUUGGAAGUAUACGAGAACUUCGUGAAUAAAUUGUUGUGGGAUGAAGCAAGCAUAGCUAUGACAUUCGAAGUAUUUUCAAUUUUCCAAGUGGAAUUUUGGAAUGCUAUUAUUAAAUUAAUUAGCAAAUUAUUGAACACUGAGGAGGCUCAUAGUAAGUGUUCAAUAUUGAUAAGAUUCUCAGCUAUUUUAGAAGUGACAGAAAAUAUCUUCUUUGCUGACAGUAGAGCAAACUUAACUGAAUCACUGUGGACGGAAGAAUACAAGGAAUUAAAGUUCAAAAUUCAGCAGAUGCUUCUGAACUCUUGA